Molecule: messenger RNA, 2684 nt
Organism: Schistocerca cancellata (South American locust)
Lineage: Eukaryota; Metazoa; Arthropoda; Insecta; Orthoptera; Acrididae
Gene: DCTN4-p62
Product: dynactin subunit 4
Exons: 7
Coding region: 135-1634 (499 amino acids)
Cellular component (GO): dynactin complex
Source: RefSeq, a predicted model, not a curated record
CAUUACUUUCCGGUACGUCGGUGUGAUAAACUUUGUGUCGGCUUACGGGAGUAACUGUCAAUGUGUUUAUUUCAAAUAAUGACAAAAUGCCAGAAGAUAUGUAAAUAGCCUGAACAUUGUUUUCCCUUGGAAACAUGGCUUUCAUUCAUCUCCCAGACAUAGUUCGUUAUGCUUGCACUUGUGGUUCGUUGAAACCAAUUUCGAGGAUAUACUUUUGCAGGCACUGUCUGAAAGUAAGAUGUGGAUACUGUGUUCUACACGAGGUGGAUUCCCAUUACUGUGCUCAUUGCCUUGAGAACAUCCCUUCAGCAGAAGCGAGACUUAAAAAACAGAAAUGUGCCAGUUGUUUUGAUUGCCCUAGUUGCCUAAACACACUGUCUACACGAACAACGGUGCAGACGACUCAUAAUCCAGAUGACCCGUCCAAGACAGUUACGCGUAAAGCAUAUUAUUUGUCUUGCGGCUGCUGUCGUUGGACUUCAAGGGAUGUGGGACUAGCCGACCAAACUGUCGCUAGUGGAGCAUGGCCUGAGAAGGAGAAUGUAUUUGCACCUCGUGUGAAUGCUCUCUUGGAAUACUACAAAGCUCUUGCUUUAAGAGAAAAACAAGAAAAAGAGCGCAAGAAGUUUACUCCCAGGAGGAGUUAUCUUGUACUAGAAAAGUAUGCCCUGUCAAAUGUUGGAGCCCGAAAGAGAGUGGGGUUAAGUUCGCUUGGCAGUUCAUUGCCCCUGAAAGAUGAUCCAUCGAAGUUUCCAUCUUUGGAAAGGGCAGUGGCAACUGAAGACGUUGAUGACUUGCCUGCUGAUAUCUUUGAAAAACCUUUAGAUCUGACUAAGAUUACAACACUAACACAGAGGCUUGCUCAGCCAGAGUUUCAGCCUACGAAGGUAUCACAGUUGUAUCCAGCACACAAACAGCUCCUUAUCAAGCGCUCUCAAAGAUGCCGGAGUUGCGAACAUAAUGUCAGCAAGCCAGAAUAUAACCCAGCUUCAAUAAAGUUCAAGAUUCAGCUGUCUGCAUACUAUCAUGUACCAGAAGUACGUAUUGUAACGUGUGAACCUCUGAAGAUUGGUCAGAGAAGUGAAUUCAUUCUUAAGUUGUGUAACCCAACACAGCACCAAAGCACUGUGCAGUUCUUGAUCUUACCUUCUCCUGAUGAAGACCUAGAGGAAUGGCGGAAAGAAAUGGAAGAAAAGAAGAAAAAACUAGAAAAGAAAGAAUCUGAGAAAGAGGUGACAUUCUCACUGUCGUCAUCACUGACACGACAGUUGUCGAUGACAGAAGAGCCAAAACCUGUCCGUGUUAAUCUCACUGGGGAAGUUGAACUGCCAACAAGCACUGUUAUUCUGCCUCCAAGGGAUGAUGCAGCUGAAUAUGAUGAUUCCGGUGAUACUCAUAACUUCCAAGAUGAUCCCAAAGUUGUUGUAUGGAGAAAGGCAAACAAAGCAGCAGUGAAGCUAGUAGUCAUCCCCACAGAGGAGAGCAAAACUCAUGAUGGAGAGGUGAUUGUCGGUUUUCUGAUGCAGUAUACAUAUGUUAACACUAUGGCAACUCUUGAACAAAAGGAACCACAGAAAGUUACUCUCAAAGUAAAAAUAUAUGUUACAUUAGGUAAAACUGCUAUUUCUGAAUAAGAUAAUUAUAAAAGGUGCUUAACUGGUAUGGGAUUAUGGGUGUUGCAAUGCUGUGAAUGAAGUAUGAGAUGCUGUAUUUAUUGUGUAACUUUUUGUUAAUUUAUUAAUCAUAUACAGUUGUUAAUUUGUUUGAAUUUGACUGAGCUUCAUGUAACACAGUGUAACAUGCGAAAUGAGUAUAAAAUAUCUAAAAUAAGUAAUGGAGUGACUGUACUUGCCAGACUUAACAAAAUUAUUUCUAAGCUAGCAAGUAUACAGUAGGGUGCCUACUGUUUCGGUAUUUAUGUUUCCUUGUGUCAAAAGGAAAAUUCAUUUUUAGAAAACUGCAAAAUUGUGAGGAAACAUGAGGCAAAAUUCUAAGUACUGCCAAUAGACUCAUUUAAAAGUCGGGACAAAUCUAAACUAGUUCUUGAGACUGUUUCGUCCUUAGGGCAGAAAGAUGGUUAGGUUGGGAAGGAAGUGCAUCUCACUUAGUCCCACCUGUUCCAGUGACUAUGAGAGACAAAAAUAAGGGAAGGUAACAGAGAGAGUAGGCACUCAAAGGUCGUGCACUGGUAACCACAGUGCCACUUCAGUCCAGAUAAGAUAAGGUAAAGCAAGUAGUGCAAUUAAGAGCAAAGAAGAAAAUGGAAAAUUCAGGGAAACUAUUUGCUACUUUUAGAUGUCCCAAUUGGCAGUACUUGGAUUAUGUUUGUUUGGAAGCUGUGAUGCAGUUUUAAGAUAUCUAUCAUUCAUUUGUAUGUACCAGUUGGUUUCAUCAUAUUCUCAACACUUUUGGUAAGUGCAACCAGAUUGCUUUUCAUUAUUGAUUUUAUGCUCAGCCCAUACAAACAUAGUAUUAAAGUAUUAACUGACAUUUAUAUAGGAAACUGAUAUUUUGUUUAACAUAAUGUAUUGAUGCAGUCAGAAGCAGCAUUACUGCCUUGAACUUUGUAAUUCUAUGUAAUCAGUAUGAAUCUGCUUGAUGUGAUCACAUUCAGCCUUUCAGCAUUGUGCUUGUACUGAAUAUUUAUUGUGCAAUACAAAAUAUAACAUUUUUUUGCAAACUUA